This is a messenger RNA of Lotus japonicus, 1085 nucleotides long. RefSeq lists its product as uncharacterized. Bases 121 to 915 code for a protein of 264 amino acids. The transcript has a single exon. Lineage: Eukaryota; Viridiplantae; Streptophyta; Magnoliopsida; Fabales; Fabaceae. The record is from RefSeq and is a predicted model, not a curated record.
AAAUGCAAACCAAACAAGUAUAGAAUAAACCUUUUCUUUUCCUUUCUUUUUCUGCUUUCAGUCUUCACCUUCCACUCACCACCACCGUCUCUGUUCGUAGGUCACCGCCGUACGCCGCCAAUGGCCGCCAUCAUUUCACGACGGUUCAGGUUACCAUCUUCAAUCCUAAGAGCCUCUCAUUCUUCUUCUUCAACCCACUUCCCAAUCCUCGAACCCUUCUCCCAACACCCCUCUUCCUCUUUCACCUUUCGACCCUUUUUCUCACAAUCCACAACCCCUUCAAACCCAGUUCCAGAUCGAAAACCCUCCAUUAACACCUUCUAUGGCGUCAAUUCCAUGAACCCUUUUGUUCCAGUAGCAAAACCCAGGUUUUUCUCAACCCCAAAUCCAUCAUCAUCAUCAGACUCAUCUUCAGAAUCUGAGAAUACCCAGAAGCCAAAUCAAACCGAAAAUCCAUACCCGAGUCAAAACCCGCAUUUCAAGCACCAGGAGAUCGAAGGCCCCACCGUAGAACGCGACCUAUCACCGCUAGCCAACGAGACGCGAGAGGUUCUGGAAACGACGAUGAAGAAUGUGUAUGGUUUGAGCAGAGUUGUGGCGGUUCUGGGUCUGGUUCAGCUUGGUCUUGGAGCUUGGAUCACCUACGUGACGAGAUCUUCCCCGAUCACUGAGGUUUCGGUGCAGAGUUUUGUGGCGUUUGCGUUGCCGUUUUCUCUGGCGUUUAUGCUUCGCCAGUGUUUGAAGCCGAUGCAUUUCUUGAAGAAGAUGGAGGAGCAAGGUAGGUUGCAGAUUCUGACGCUGACUAUGCAAGUUGCGAAGCAGUUGAAUGCUUUCUUUGUGAGGGUUCGUGGGGUUUCGUUUCUUUGCAUUGUUGGUAUGUCUGCUGGGUUGGUUUUUGCUGUGUUUUCAAGAUGAAGCUGAUUUUGGUUCCUCAGAAUAUGUUCUAUCAACUGAGGGUGUUUUUUUAUUUUGUUGAGUGAUUAGUAACAAUGUUUACAUUGUAAUUGGGAUAUUGGUGAAACCAGAAAGGAGAAAUAAUCUUCACAAUAGGAUGUGUUUUUGCUAUAUGAACCUGCUUUUUCUCU